This is a messenger RNA of Didymodactylos carnosus, 2091 nucleotides long. NCBI's taxonomy places the organism in Eukaryota, Metazoa, Rotifera, Eurotatoria, Philodinida, Philodinidae. The record is from the annotation of a GenBank genome assembly.
AUGUCGUCCGAGAUUAAUAAUUUAUUUUUCUAUUCUCUUCAUGCUAUGCCGUUUUUGAAUCACACGGUUGAAUCACAUUCAUUUUUAUCUAAUAUAUUUUCACCGAAUGAACAACCUGUUGAAACUUUAUUAACAGAAAAACAAAAUUUAUUAAGUGUAUUCAAACUUGUUAUGAAAGAUUUGCUUAAUUCAAGUUUGAGACAUGAACGUUUAGUUGAAAAAGAAUAUUUUCCAUUAAAACAUUUUUUUGUUGUCUUAGAACAUAUUCUCUUACAUGGCUAUCAAGGCAAAAAAUCAUUUGUAACAACAUCCUCAAAUCGAAAAGAUUUGUGGCCACUUAUUGAAUUAAUUGUUCGUAAAUCUAAUGAAACUGAUAUUUGUGAUAUAUUUUUAUCAUCAAAAGAAAUGACAAAUGUAAAAACACAAAUGGGUCGUGUUCGAGCAUGGCUACGUUUAGCAUUAAUGCAAAAACGUUUAGCCGAUUAUUUUAGACUAUUAAUUGAACAAAAACAAUUAUUAAAUGAAUAUUAUGAUUCUCAAGCUUUAUUAGUAUCAGAUGAAAUCAAUAUUGUAUCGGGUUUACUAGUCGGUUUAAAUGUUAUUGAUUUUAAUUUUAUUGCUAAAGAUACAAAUCUUGAUUAUCCAUUACAAACAACAAUUAAUUAUAGUCUUUAUUUAAGAGAACGACGUAUACCAUCUAAAAAUUUUAAUAAUCAUUCGGAAGUAGAUGAAUUAGAUGAUUAUUCAUCAAUAUCAUCAUCAUCUUUAUCAUCAAAUUCACCAACAUCUACAACAAUAACGUCUAAUAAUAAUGAUUUAAUUGAAAAUAAUAACAGUGAUGCAACAUCAACAAUAAAUAAUGAUUAUAUUACAUUUGAAAAUAAACUAACAAGUGUACUUGAUCAAAAAAAUUAUUUAGAAGAAUUAAAUAGAAAUUUACAGAGAGCUACGAACAAUCUUCAAGACCGUUUUUCAUUAUUAGAACAAACGUAUAAUAGUUUGAAAAAUGAUUUUAAUGUACAAAAAAUUCGUAUCGAUACGUUAGAAGAAGAUAAUGCUAAAUUAAAAUUAGAAAAAGAGCAAAUGCAACAAUCAUUUCAAACAAAAAUUGAUGCAUUACACAGUGAUAUUGCUGUUGAACGAGAUACUUAUCAAAAGUCAAGAAGUGGUCUCGAUGAAAUGUAUAGUGAAUUACAAAAGAAAUAUGAUGAGGAAUGUCAAACAAAACAGGAAAUGAUUAAAGAAUUUGAAUUACAAAUGUCCAUGAAAACAGAUUAUGAAAACGCAACAAAAAUGAUGGAGAAAGAUUUGGAAGUAAAAACAACAUUGUUCAAUCAUAUGAAGGAGCAAAUAAACGAUGUUAAAAAUGAAAAUAUUAAAUAUUAUGAAAAAUUACAGACAGAGAUUAGUCGAUCGGAUGAAAAAGAACAUCAAGUUCAGUGUUUAGAAAAAGAAAAUAAAAUGUUACGUGAAACUAUUAGUCAAUUAGAAUCAAAUAUUGGACAAAUAAAUAAAGAAAAACAUGCACUAGGUGAUACAAACACUCAUAUAAGUCAAUUAGUAUCAAAAGCAGAUUCAGAAAAAUCAAAGCUUGAAACAGAUUUACAUGUUGAAAAAGAAUUUCGUCAACGUUUACAGCAAACAUUAACGACCGAAAAAGAAAAGGUAUCAAAAUUACAAUUUGAAAUACACGAAUUAAAUUUAAUUAAACAUGAAUAUGAUACAUAUAAGAAAGAUAUGAGUAAACAGCAUGAAGAAUUAAAAAAAAAUUAUGCAGAACAAGAAGAAACAAUCAAAGAAUUAGCAUUCAAAUUAGAAAUUUCAAUUAAACGUGAAGAUGAAUUUCGAGAAAAAGAUGGUUAUCGUUCAUCAACAUGGGUGAAAGAUGAAGAUGUGAAAGAGUGUAAUCAAUGCCGUAAAGAUUUUAAUCCAUUGUCAAGACGCAAGCAUCAUUGUCGACAAUGUGGAAAUGUGUUUUGUGAAGCAUGUGCAAGUACUAGAUUAUCAUUACCUAGUUCAAAUAAACCUGUUCGAGUAUGUGAUGCUUGUCGAAAUCAUCUUCUUCAACAAUGUGCUGUAAAUCAUUCUUAA